Molecule: messenger RNA, 3481 nt
Organism: Annulohypoxylon maeteangense
Lineage: Eukaryota; Fungi; Ascomycota; Sordariomycetes; Xylariales; Hypoxylaceae
Product: beta-lactamase-like protein
Exons: 2
Coding region: 357-3221 (954 amino acids)
Biological process (GO): mRNA 3'-end processing by stem-loop binding and cleavage
Cellular component (GO): mRNA cleavage and polyadenylation specificity factor complex
Molecular function (GO): RNA binding
Source: RefSeq, a predicted model, not a curated record
CAAUCAGCGGUCCACUUACCUCCAAGACUACUACGAAAUCAGUUUAGCAGCAGCUCGUGCUUGCUACCUUCAGCUUUAAAUACCCACAACAGCUGUUUAGAUAGGUACCCAUGUACCUAUCACUCACCAAGUGGGUCAUGACAGACCCGUCUUUGAUACGCGACCAAGUUCGAAAGAUCUCAUUCUUUUUACAUACAACUACUUGCAACUUGCAACAAUAUCAUCUUCGACAUUUGGUAUCGCCGAUUGCCAAUCGUAAAUCUCCAUCGCGAAUAGUACGCCAAUUUACAGGAUACGCGAUUUAAACGGUGCCGGAAGAUCCUUUCUAGAUGACUUUCUAGUACGAUGACACAGCGAUGUUUACCUUCAGCUCACUACAAGGAGCGCUCUCUGAAUCAGCUUCGUCGCAAUCUAUCCUCGAGCUAGAUGGAGGAAUCAAGGUCUUGGUUGAUGUUGGCUGGGAUGAGUCCUUCGAUGUCGCAAAGCUUAGGGAACUAGAGAAACAAGUGCCAACGCUCUCUCUUAUCCUUCUUACGCAUGCCACCACAAACCAUAUAGCUGCCUAUGCUCAUUGCUGUAAACACUUUCCUCUUUUCACUCGUGUCCCGGUGUAUGCGACAUCUCCCGUCAUUGCACUCGGCCGAACCUUGCUUCAGGACCUAUACGCCUCUACUCCUCUCGCCGCCACAACAAUUCCACCUAGCUCUCUUGACGAAGUCUCGUAUACAUCACAACAGUCCUCGUCUUCCGAUAUCCUAUUGCAAGCUCCUACCCCCGAGGAAAUCGCGACAUAUUUCUCCAUAAUCCAUCCUCUUAAAUAUUCUCAACCACACCAGCCGCUCGGUUCUCCGUUCUCUCCCCCUUUGAACGGUCUUACUAUAACAGCAUAUAAUUCAGGGCGUACUCUGGGUGGUACCAUAUGGCAUAUACAACAUGGUUUAGAGUCUAUCGUAUAUGCUGUUGAUUGGAACCAGGGACGUGAAAAUGUGUUUGCCGGAGCGGCUUGGCUGGGUGGUGCUGGAGGAGGGGGUGCCGAGAUUAUUGAACAGUUGCGGAAGCCAACUGCUUUGGUUUGUAGCAGUAGAGGAGGCGAAAAGACUGCCAUCUCCGGCGGCCGGAGCAAACGAGAUGAGCAGUUGUUAAAUAAGGUGAGGUCUUGCAUUACGCGGGGAGGUACCGUUUUAAUUCCCAUCGACUCCAGCGCUCGAGUGUUGGAAUUGGCAUACUUGAUGGAUCACGCGUGGCGGGCGGAUGCAACAACCGGUGAUGGCCAGCUUCAGUCCGCCAAACUUUACCUCGCGGGUCGCAAUAUUCAUAGCACUAUGAGAUAUGCGCGUAGCAUGCUCGAGUGGAUGGACGAUAGUAUAGUCAGGGAGUUCGAGGCCGUUGUCGAUGGAACUAAGCGAGUUAAUGGUACGACAGAUGGCUCUAAAUCGAACAAAGAGGCUGGUCCGUUCGAUUUCCGAUUCCUAAAGUUACUCGAUAGAAGGGGCCAAAUCAGCAAGAUACUUGGUGGGGAGACGGGAGAGGAUAUUCCUGUUGGCAAGGUUAUCCUCGCAAGCGACUCUACACUUGAGUGGGGGUUCUCCAAAGAUGUAUUAAAGCAAAUUGCACAGGAUCCGAAGAAUAUGGUCAUCCUGACUGAGUAUCCCUCCUUGGUUUCCGAAGAGAAUCCUUCGCUAGCUCGGAGCCUGUGGACAUGGUGGAAGGAAGGUCAGGAAGGCUCCAUUGAGAGUUCCAACGGCGAAACCAGACACGAGCUCCAACUUACGGAAGCGAAGAGGCAGGCUCUUCAAGGCAACGAUCUAGCUAUAUAUCAACAGUGGCUAGCGCAGCAACGUCAACUUCAGACCACUCUUCAGAGUGGAGGAGUUAGCACUCUUGAGUCAACUGAGGAUGUCGGCGAUGAAGCUUCCGAAUCCGAAUCAGAGUCAGAAGAUUCCGAUAAUGAACAACAGGGUAGGGCUUUAAAUGUUGCGACCACGAUGGGACAGGCGAGUAGGAAAAAGGCUGCAUUAACAGACGAAGAUCUCGGCAUCAAUGUCCUGUUGAAGAAGAAGGGCGUCUACGAUUUUGACGUUAGGAAUAAAAAGGGUCGAGAUAGAAUGUUUCCGCAUCCGGUUCGUCGAAAGCGCGCCGAUGACUACGGCGAACUCAUUCGACCCGAGGACUUCCUCCGAGCGGAAGAAAGGGAUGAUAAUGAUGCACAGGAUCUAGCACAGGCAGGGAAAGACGAGGAUCAAGAAAAGCUUGGGAAGAAGCGGAAAUGGGAUAACGCUGCUGCUAAUGCCAAGAACCAAGGCUCUGGACCGUCGAAACGGCCGCAUCUCACGCGUAGCGUUACUGACGAUUUUGAAAUGGCAGCAUCCGAUGGUCCCAUUGAGGAUGAGCUCGAUGGUAUUCCCGAUGACCCAGACGAGACGAACCUUGGCCCCUCCAAGCUAGUCUUUACAAAGACAACCGUAGCAGUCAACCUCGAAGUUGAAUUCAUCGAUCUCAGCGGUAUUCACGAUAAGCGAAGCUUGCACAUGUUGAUUCCCCUGAUUCAACCCCGCAAGCUCAUCCUCAUCGGCGGCAAUAAAGGGGAAACCAUUACCCUGGCCUCGGAUUGCAAGAAGUUACUAGUUGAAGGGUCUGUUAGCAUCUACACACCAGCCGUGGGCGUACCAAUAGACGCAAGCGUGGACACGAAUGCCUGGGUGGUUAAGCUCGCCCCUACCCUCGUCAAACAGCUCAAGUGGCAGAACGUUCGCGGACUAAGCAUUGCCACGGUUACCGGCCGGCUACUGGCAAUGCACAAGGAGCUAGCAGCGCGCCAAGACGAAGACGCGGCAAACAAGCGUCUCAAAACGGGGGAGUCGAACGAACUCGCGGAAAUAAAGACGGAUACGGAAGCGCCCGUGGAACCUACGCUCGACGUCCUCCCCACGAACAUGGCGUCGGCGACUAGGUCCGUCGCCCAACCCCUACACGUCGGCGACCUGAGGCUGGCCGAUCUGAGAAAGGCUAUGCAGCAGUCAGGCCACACGGCGGAAUUUAGAGGUGAGGGUACCCUGCUGAUCGACGGGUCCGUGGUCGUGCGCAAGACUACUGCAGGCAGGAUCGACGUCGAAAGCAUCGGUCUCCCAACGGACGGCGGCCCGGCUACGCAGCUCGGCGGCACUUUCUACGCUGUCAAGAGGACUAUUUAUGAGAGCUUGGCUGUGGUUGCUGGUGCUUGAUGGGUUGGGGCUGGCUGAUUAUGAAGGGCGUGUUGGUUGGGAUGGGGGUCGAGUGAAUGUGUAUGACUAUGUAGAGUUAAAAUACUGAAUGCAUUCGAUGGGGUAGAAGCAAUUUCUUGAGGGUGUCGCCGGUUUGGUGAUUUGGGAUGCUGCUUUGUCGUGAUAAGUGAUGAUGCAAAUUCUCAGAUGGUAUGGUAUCACUCGUUCGUAGUUGAUUAGCCGGAAUGAUUCUAUAGUGCUAUACAAGAUGCCUUCGGGAC